AUGAAAUCUGGAGUAUUUAGUAAUGCGAAAUUUGAAAAGGCAAAAACAAUUGCAAGAUUCAAUUCAUACCGAAAAAUCGCCAAGCCUUUUCGGUUUCUCCAAGUUUCGGUGGUUUGCGCGUUGGUUUUUUGGUCAUUAACGUAUAUUCCGACGGCCGUGAGAAUCUCCGGCGAGUGGUUGUUGAAACUAUGUGCUUAUCUCUUCAAUUAUCAUGUUGUUUUUCUCAAUGCCAUUAUUUUGUUGAUUUUCGUACUCUGCCGCCAAAACGAAGUCUCCAGAAAUCAUUCUGCCGCCGGCGAUCUCGUCCACGAUUUCGUUAAACACAGCGAAGUUCAUCCACGCCUUUCUUCUGUCUCCAUUUUUGUUUCUGAAAAUGAACUAAUUCCGCCGGAAAUGGUCGUUGAGGAAGAAGGCGGCGGCGGCGAUGAGGACAUUGAGGAGAAACGAAUUCUGUGCACAGAUUAUGAUCCUAAUUCCGUCGCAAAUUGCGACGAAAUAACGAUGGCGAUAGAGAAGGCUACUAAGGAAAUAAAGCGGUUUCAGAGGAUUCAAUCACCGCAGAAGCCCCAGCGAUCGAAGACCGAGAAUUUAAGGAUGACUCCGUUAGUCGGAGCAGAGAUUGAAAGGCUAAGCAAUGAAGAAUUUCAGCGCACAGUUCAAACCUUCAUUUGUAGACACCAUAAACUCUUUUUGGAGCAAAAGCUAGCCGAAUCAAAUCUCAAUUAA
Fraxinus pennsylvanica is the source of this 726-nucleotide messenger RNA. The record is from the annotation of a GenBank genome assembly. NCBI's taxonomy places the organism in Eukaryota, Viridiplantae, Streptophyta, Magnoliopsida, Lamiales, Oleaceae.